Molecule: messenger RNA, 422 nt
Organism: Linderina pennispora
Lineage: Eukaryota; Fungi; Kickxellomycota; Kickxellomycetes; Kickxellales; Kickxellaceae
Exons: 1
Source: RefSeq, a predicted model, not a curated record
GGCGGGUGUCUGCAAGCAUAUAUUGAUUUCUUGGCCAAUUGACCUUGUGAGACACUUAAAGAGAACUGCAUAUUUGUAUAUUAUUCCUUUAGAAAUGCCAAGCCUAAUGCCAUUCUUGAGAGUCCUCAGAGAUCCCCAAAUGAACACCUGAUUUCUAUAUGGACUCCAGCCUCAGAUGGCUAUGAUUUUUCAGUAUAGCAAUGCGCAGUGUCCUGGGUUAGAAUGUAGGAUAUGCAAAAUACAUAUUUUGAUAACGCACUGCAGCUGGAUUAAUAUCCUGAUCUUAGGUUUGUUAUGGAUAGCCAAGAAAAAUGUAUCUCGUGUUCAAAAUGCUAAGGGGAACGGUGUCCUAUACUGUUCGAGUAUGUUUACUCUGAGGUAAUUUUCCACAACGUAUUAUUGAUUUUAUGAUAAUGUGUAAU